Messenger RNA from Rattus norvegicus (Norway rat), 1395 nucleotides. RefSeq names its product epididymal protein 3B (gene Eddm3b). Lineage: Eukaryota; Metazoa; Chordata; Mammalia; Rodentia; Muridae. The record is from RefSeq and is marked validated.
GAGAUACAGAACGGGUUCACAUACGAAAAUGUUCCUGACCCCGCCCUCCACGCCACCACCCCUACAAGCCCAAAGCUCUGCACCCUACAUUGUCAUUCUUUUUUCCACUGCUGUGGACUCCUUGGGAGCUCCGAAAGGACGCAGACUCUGCUUCUCAGAUCUCCGUACCUCUGUACCCGCCGCAAUCAGGGACGUGGGCACUGGUUGGGUGGCCCUGGUGCCUGCUAUGAUGUCCUCUCUAAAAGCCUGGGACACGCUCUUGCUCCUGCUGUGUCUGCAGUAUAGCCUACCUGCACAAAGCACCUCCAGGAGGCAGUUCAUGGAACAGCAUCACCUAAGUUCAAACGAAGAGUUCAGUGCCUACAGCUGUGACGUCCUCAUGACAGAAAAGGCUCUGAGACCGAGGCUCUCACACCCGUUUGUUUAUAUGACAUGGUACAAAGUUGAACAUAUAUGCAUUAGUAGCAACUGGAAAGAUCGCUACAAAAAUUUAUAUGUUUGGGCACAGACCCCCAUUAAGGUCCUCAGGUGCCAGUGGGAGAACUUAAAAAGUAGAUAUACAGAGAGAAGGAGUUACAGCUAUGUUCAGUUCCACUGCAAUGCUGAUGGGUAUGUGGACAGCAUAGAGGACAUGAAGGUUCUAGAGCCCAUCUUCAUCUAGAAAGUCUCACCAGCUCUAGACGGUUUUGAAAGACCAGUGAGUAGUUCUCAAAUGUCAACCUCCCUCACACACCCUUAACUCACCCAUUGUGCCACCCAUCCCCACCCUUUACCCCCUACUGUCCACCUCCUGCUUACAACAGCAACUGUUACUUCUGCUUUGCAAUUGUAUGUCAGUGUUUUUUAAUCAUUUUGUUUCUCUGGUAUUACAGUUGUACUUUUAGGUUCUCCGUCUAAAAUAUCGUUCCUCCCUUGUCGUUCUCGUGACUCAGCUCUCUGUUCCUGUGACAAAGUGUUUGAGAGAAAGCAUUCAAGGGAGGCUUUAUAUGCCUCCCUUUCAGCCUGUAGUCUGCUGGCUCUGUUGUCCUGGGGAGGAGUGAGGCAGAGCAUUAUGGUGGGGAAAUGUGAAAGAGCCUCACUCCAUACAAGCUGGAAAGUAGGAAGAGAAGGAAGGGGAAGAGUGUGGAGACGAGAUGGUGGCUCCAGUGACUUCCCUACCCGAGCUGGGCCUCCAGAUCCACUCAGCUAUGAAUUCAUCCACAGUCAAAGUCAUUACAACCUCCAUGACCCAAGUGGCAGAUAAGCCUUCAAAACAGGAGCCCAUGGGAGGUCAUUGGACAGCCAGACCAUGGCAGCAUCUUCUCUUGAUUUAUCCAACAUUUUUCCAGAUAUCGUCUUUAUGUCUAUCCAAACCGAAUGAUCGUCCCUUCCACGAAUAAAUUGUUAUCCACUGUG